This is a messenger RNA of Lodderomyces jiufengensis, 912 nucleotides long. RefSeq lists its product as uncharacterized. The coding region runs from base 1 to 912 and encodes 303 amino acids. Lineage: Eukaryota; Fungi; Ascomycota; Pichiomycetes; Serinales; Debaryomycetaceae. Gene Ontology annotation, molecular function: 8-oxo-dGDP phosphatase activity. The transcript has a single exon. The record is from RefSeq and is a predicted model, not a curated record.
AUGACUACUUACUUAGAUAUUAUAAAUCAAGUAGACUCAUUCAAAGAUCCUAGUCCAUACUAUAUAUUACUAGAUCAUGAAGGUAAAACAGAAUUGGGUUAUAUAACUCCUGAAAUUGCAAAUUUAUUCAAAUUAGAAUCAUCAUUUAUAGUGAAAGAUAAGCUAAUUCAAAUUGAUCCACAAUAUGAUACAAUUGAUAAACGAAAUAAAUUAUUUGAAGAAAUUGCCAAUAAAUGGAGAAAAUUACCUGAACUAGAUGAACUAUUAAAUAAAGGUUGGAGAAAUGAAUUAUAUAUUGUUUAUAAUCCAUCAACAAAACCAUAUGUUUUAAUUGAAAGAGCAUUUAGUGUAUUAUUAGGUGUUGUAACUUAUGGAGUUCAUAUAAAUGGUUAUAUACCUGCUGAAUUAUCAUCAAAUGGUAAAAUAAAAUUAUGGAUUCCUAAAAGAUCAAUGACAAAACCAACAUAUCCAGGAAUGUUAGACAAUACAGUAGCAGGAGGAUUAGGAUAUCCUCAUGGAUUAGAAACAACAGUAAUAAAAGAAUGUUUUGAAGAAGCUGGAUUAAAUGAACAAUUUGUUAAAAAAAAUAUAAAAAAUGUUGGUGUUGUAUCAUAUAUGUAUUUAACUAAAGAUAAAAGAGUUCAACCAGAAGUUGAAUAUAUUUAUGAUUUAGAAUUUAAAGAAAAAGAUUCAAUUCUAAUACAACCACAAGAUGGUGAAGCUGAAGAUUUUAAGUUAAUGGAUAUUGAUGAAGUACUCGCUGAAUUAAAAAAUAAAAAAUUUAAACCAAAUUGUGGAUUAAUUAUUAUAGAUUUCUUAAUAAGGCAUGGUUUAAUUAAUGCAGAGAAUGAAUCGAAUUAUUUAGAAAUUGUUAGUAGAUGUCAUGUUAAAAUGCCAUUUCCAACAAGAUAA